Prunus armeniaca (apricot) is the source of this 213-nucleotide messenger RNA. The record is from the annotation of a GenBank genome assembly. NCBI's taxonomy places the organism in Eukaryota, Viridiplantae, Streptophyta, Magnoliopsida, Rosales, Rosaceae.
AUGAAAGAAGUAGCAGUGGAGUUGGAGGGAAUUCAAUUGUCAGUUAGAGCUGAGACUGAUGUUCAACAAGUUUUCCCUGAGGUCCGAUGUGUCCAAACUCAGGAAAUAAAUGAGGUUUCGGAUGUUGUUUCUUCAUCAACAGGUCCUUGUACGGAUGGCGGUACAGGUUCUUCAUUCGAUGUACAACCGCUAUUGUUUUUCAAUACACAGUGA